Molecule: messenger RNA, 3303 nt
Organism: Phyllostomus discolor (pale spear-nosed bat)
Lineage: Eukaryota; Metazoa; Chordata; Mammalia; Chiroptera; Phyllostomidae
Gene: ENPP2
Product: ectonucleotide pyrophosphatase/phosphodiesterase 2
Exons: 26
Coding region: 126-2873 (915 amino acids)
Biological process (GO): estrous cycle; phosphatidylcholine catabolic process; immune response
Molecular function (GO): nucleic acid binding; scavenger receptor activity; polysaccharide binding
Source: RefSeq, a predicted model, not a curated record
CAGCCUGUCAACUUCCCAGGUGGGAUUUCUUGUAGUUAAUAGACGGAGCUCAGAGCCCCAAAAAGCAGUGCAUUCAGUGGAGGCAGAGAACACACUGCAAAAAGCCUUUCCCAGAACACGCUGUCAUGGCCCGGAGCGGCACGUUCCAGGCACAUCAGGUGAUAUCUCUGUUCACUUUUGCUAUCGGAGCCAAUAUCUGCUUGGGAUUCACAGCACAUCGAAUUAAGAGGGCAGAAGAAUGGGAUGAAGGCCCUCCGACAGUGUUAUCAGACUCGCCCUGGACCAACACCUCCGGAUCUUGUAAGGGUCGAUGUUUCGAACUUCAAGAAGUUGGACCUCCUGAUUGUCGCUGUGACAACCUGUGUAAGAGCUACAGCAGUUGCUGCCAUGACUUUGAUGAGCUUUGUCUGAAGACAGCUGGCGGCUGGGAGUGCACGAAGGACAGAUGCGGAGAAGUCAGAAACGAAGACAAUGCAUGUCACUGCUCAGAGGACUGCUUGGCCAGGGGGGACUGCUGCACCAACUACCAAGUGGUUUGCAAAGGAGAGUCACACUGGGUGGAUGAUGACUGUGAGGAAAUCAAGGCACCAGAAUGCCCUGCAGGGUUUGUCCGCCCUCCAUUAAUCAUCUUCUCCGUGGAUGGCUUCCGUGCCUCAUACAUGAAGAAAGGCAGCAAGGUCAUGCCUAACAUCGAAAAACUCAGGUCUUGCGGUACUCACUCUCCUUACAUGAGGCCUGUGUACCCGACGAAGACAUUUCCCAACUUGUACACCUUGGCCACUGGGCUGUAUCCAGAAUCACAUGGAAUUGUUGGCAAUUCAAUGUACGAUCCCGUAUUUGAUGCCAGUUUCUAUCUUCGAGGGAAAGAGAAGUUUAAUCACAGAUGGUGGGGAGGCCAACCACUAUGGAUUACGGCCACCAAGCAAGGGGUGAAAGCAGGGACAUUCUUCUGGUCUGUGAUCAUCCCUCACGAGCGGAGAAUAUUAACCAUACUGCAGUGGCUGUCCCUGCCAGACAACGAAAGGCCUUCGGUCUAUGCCUUCUAUUCCGAGCAACCUGAUUUCUCUGGACACAAAUAUGGCCCUUUUGGCCCUGAGGAGAGUAGUUAUGGCUCACCUCUUACUCCGGCUAAGAGACCUAAGAGGAAGGUUGCCCCUAAGAGGAGACAGGAAAGACCAGUUGCUCCUCCAAAGAAAAGAAGAAGAAAAUUACAUAGGAUGGAUCAUUAUGCCGUGGAAGCUCGUCAGGACAAAAUGACAAAUCCUCUGAGGGAAAUCGACAAAACAGUGGGGCAACUAAUGGACGGACUGAAACAGCUGAAGCUGCAUCGCUGUGUAAACGUCAUCUUUGUCGGAGACCACGGAAUGGAAGAUGUCACAUGUGAGAGAACUGAGUUUUUGAGCAAUUACCUGACGAACGUGGACGACUUCAUUUUAGUGCCUGGAACUCUAGGAAGGAUUCGAUCCAAACCUAAUAAUAAUGCUAAAUAUGACCCUAAAGCCAUCAUUGCUAAUCUCACGUGUAAAAAACCAGAUCAGCACUUUAAGCCUUACUUGAAACAGCACCUUCCCAAGCGCUUGCACUACGCCAACAACAGAAGAAUCGAGGACAUCCAUUUGUUGGUGGAGCGCAGGUGGCAUGUUGCAAGGAAACCUUUGGAUGUUUACAAGAAACCAUCGGGAAAAUGUUUCUUCCAGGGAGACCAUGGAUUUGAUAACAAGGUCAACAGCAUGCAGACUGUUUUCGUAGGUUAUGGCCCAACAUUUAAGUACAAGACCAAGGUGCCUCCAUUUGAAAACAUUGAACUUUACAAUGUUAUGUGCGAUCUCCUGGGAUUGAAGCCGGCUCCUAACAACGGGACGCACGGAAGUCUGAAUCACCUGCUGCGUACAAACACCUUCAGGCCCACCAUGCCCGAGGAAGUCACCAGGCCCAGUUACCCAGGGAUCAUGUACCUGCAGUCUGAUUUCGACCUGGGCUGCACCUGUGAUGAUAAGGUAGAGCCAAAGAACAAACUGGAUGAACUCAACAAACGCCUUCAUGUAAAAGGGUCUACAGAAGAGAGACACCUCCUCUAUGGACGGCCUGCAGUGCUUUAUCGGACUCAAUAUGAUAUCUUAUAUCAUACUGAUUUUGAAAGCGGUUACAGUGAGAUAUUCCAAAUGCCACUCUGGACGUCAUACACCGUUUCCAAACAGGCUGAGGUCUCUGGCAUCCCCGAGCACUUGACCAACUGCGUCCGGCCCGAUGUUCGUGUUUCUCCGAGUUUCAGUCAGAGCUGUUUGGCCUACAAAAAUGAUAAACAGAUGUCGUAUGGAUUCCUCUUCCCUCCUUACCUGAGCUCUUCACCAGAAGCUAAAUAUGACACAUUCCUUGUAACCAAUAUGGUCCCAAUGUAUCCUGCUUUCAAACGAGUUUGGAAUUACUUCCAAAGGGUAUUGGUAAAGAAAUACGCUUCAGAAAGGAAUGGAAUUAACGUGAUAAGCGGACCCAUUUUUGACUACGACUUCGAUGGCUUACAUGACACACAGGACAAAAUCAAGCAGUACGUGGAAGGCAGCUCCAUCCCCGUUCCAACUCACUACUACAGCAUCCUCACCAGCUGCCUGGACUUCACUCAGCCUGCGGACAAGUGCGACGGCCCCCUCUCCGUCUCCGCGUUCAUCCUUCCGCACAGACCCGACAACGACGAGAGCUGCAACAGCUCAGAGGAUGAGUCGAGAUGGGUAGAAGAGCUCAUCAAGAUGCACACAGCGCGUGUGCGAGACAUAGAACAUCUCACCAGCCUGGAUUUCUUCCGGAAGACCAGCCGCAGCUACUCAGAAAUUCUGGCGCUAAAGACGUACCUGCACACGUACGAGAGCGAGAUCUAACGUUCUGCUCCUCCGCAGGGCCGUCUUGUCAACUGGUGUAUAUUUUUAUAUUGUGUUUGUAUUUAUUAAUUUGAAACCAGGACAUUACAAAAUGUUAGUAUUUUAAUCCUGUACCAAAUCUUGCAUAUUUUGCCUGAAUGACUCCACUGUUUUUCUCUAAUGCUUGGUCUAGGUAGCCUCGUGCUCUGCGUAGAGCUUGUAAUAAAUACUGCAGCUUGCGUUUUUUAGUGGGAGCUUCUAAAUGGUGCUGCAGACUUGAGAUUUGCAUGGAAGAAAUGCUAAUUUUCCAAUGCACAGUUACGACAUGUAGUCCUGUACUGUAUCAAAAUACUGAUUUUGUAAAGUUGCAUUUAUUUACUGUUAAUUAUGACAGACGUAUUUAAGCCUUAUAAACCAAUCUUAAAUAUAAUAAAUCACACAUCCAGUUUUU